AUCCACCUCCAGUUUCCCAUGGAGUUUGAGUUCAGUCAGUACUACCUGAAGUUCUUGGCCUAUCACUACGUCUCCAACCGCUUCCGCACCUUCCUGCUCGACUCGGACUACGAGCGCAUCGAGCUGGGAGUGCUAUACGAGGAGAAGGGCGAGAGGAAAAGCCCUCAGGUGUGUAAGUCUGUGUGGGAUUACAUCGACAGACUCAACAAGAAAACACCCGUCUUCUACAACUACAUGUUCUCUCCUGAAGACGACGAGGUGAGACACACAGACCUUCACAUUUUAGAAGCAUGGAUACAAAGGACACUUGAAACAUUAUUUAGGUUUGAUCUGGAGCUUGUUUGA
Notothenia coriiceps (black rockcod) is the source of this 345-nucleotide messenger RNA. RefSeq names its product myotubularin-related protein 5-like. Gene Ontology annotation, cellular component: cytoplasm; membrane. The transcript is spliced from 2 exons. NCBI's taxonomy places the organism in Eukaryota, Metazoa, Chordata, Actinopteri, Perciformes, Nototheniidae. The annotation marks the transcript as partial. The record is from RefSeq and is a predicted model, not a curated record. Gene Ontology annotation, molecular function: guanyl-nucleotide exchange factor activity.